UGAUUGGCCGGGGCGGAGGGAGCCAAUAGGAGGCGGUGUUGUUGGGAGGACGGUGUUGUCAGGACGGGUUGAGGGCGAUGGCGGCGCUGGGCCGCCUCUGGCCGCGGGCUGUUGGCGGCAGAUUUUUCCUACUGCAGCAAGCUUUCCAGCUCCGAACAGCCUCGGUCCUCUCAAGUUCCCUGGAGCUGCCUCUCAGAAGCCAUCUCUCCUUCAAGCCUGCAGGCAUCUGCCCCGGCCCGGCGCCUUCCUGGAACCACCAACAAAUCCGCACAAAAGCACGUGGGAACGAGUAUCAGCCCAACAACCGCAAGCGCAAACGAACCCACGGCUGGAUCAAGCGCAUCAGCACGCCGGCCGGCAUCGAGGUUAUCCUCCGACGCAUGCUGAAGGGCAGAAAGUCCCUGAGCCACUGAAAGCUCUGCCCGCGAGGUGGAUGUGGUGUGAGGCGAGCCCGAAUCGAGACCCCGGCGAGCUGCUGCGGCUUCGGAAUUGAGCCAGCGCGAGGGUCUGUGCCGAGCGGCGGCGUCCGACUGUCCCUCUCGUGUUGGGAAUGUGUGAGGAACGGCGCCAGCUUGAGGGUGGCGUCCGAGGGCUUUGUUUAAUGGCCUGCUUUUUAAAUCGUAAAAUUGUCGCCGCUUUGCAGGUGUGAUUCAAAGAUAAACUUGUGAAAACACGAGCUGUAAUUAAAGCCUCAGCGACUCGCCUUGAA
Messenger RNA from Harpia harpyja (harpy eagle), 709 nucleotides. RefSeq names its product mitochondrial ribosomal protein L34 (gene MRPL34). Gene Ontology annotation, cellular component: ribosome; mitochondrial large ribosomal subunit. The coding region runs from base 78 to 413 and encodes 111 amino acids. The record is from RefSeq and is a predicted model, not a curated record. Lineage: Eukaryota; Metazoa; Chordata; Aves; Accipitriformes; Accipitridae. Gene Ontology annotation, molecular function: structural constituent of ribosome. Gene Ontology annotation, biological process: translation. The transcript has 2 exons.